AGCCCAGCUCUUGGGCUGUAGUUGUCGCCUGUUCUCCGAUAAUGGAUUUGAACCGUAUACCUCUGCUUUUGCUACAUUUCUUUGUUGGAGAUGCCAUUGCGACGGAUUUAGAGCCAGGCUCAUUCUCCUUGAAGUGUCCAAAAACCAUGGAAGCAGAAAUCGGUGACACAGUGAUUCUGCCGUGUUCCACUGAUCCUCAAACCAAUGUCAUUAGAGUGGAGUGGAUGGUAAAUGAGACAACUGAGGUCCAUGUGUGCAGAAAAGAUAAAGAUGAGCUUGCUCACCAAGCAAGCAUCUAUGAAGGAAAAACAUCUGUUUUUCAAAAAGAACUACCAAAAGGGAACUGUUCACUGCAACUGGUGGUUUCUCAGUCUCAUUUCGGGACAUACAGGUGCUCUGUACUUACAUCAAAGAAAACCAAAGACAGUUGUGUUAUAAAUCUCACUGCAGUCAGUGGAAAAGGACCAAACCUAUCUCCGAACAGUACCAUGGCUGGCUUUCAACUUCCUCAUAAUGCAACUAUUGGAGUUGUACUUGCUGUUCUUGCUGUACUUGGUGUACCUGCUGCUUGCUGUAUCUUGUUUUGGUGGAUUAAAAAGAAGAAACAAGAAAAAAUGCAGGAAUGCUUACAAAUGGAUGAGUGCCAGCCACUGGACAACAACCAGGACAACAACCAGGACAACAACCAGGACAACAACCAGGACAACAACCAGGACAACAACCAGGACAACAACCAGGACAACAACGACCCUCUGAUGAAGGAUUCACCGCGUUAAUCGGCAGAACUGUGUCCUUCAGUGUUUUUGUCGUGUGUGUGUGGGGGGGGAGCUGUUUUGUUUUUUACAUAUAAAACAUCUCUAGUUCUUAACAGACACCAGUCUAUCCUGAGCAUGAUGUGCUCACUCACCAUGUCGGCCCAGGGGGGCGGGCUUCACAUAGGUGUGUGUGCCUGCCUGUGUAUCGAUAAAGACACCACAGAGGCACUGAUGAACCACCUAGUUGUGUAAAGUCUAGAUUAUACUUGAGCAUGGAUGUCAAACAUAAGGCCUGGGAAAGUGAAACAAAUUUAGAAAAUGUGAAGCAGGGCAGAAAUUGUGGACUGUAUUUUAAUCCAUUUUACAAUAUUUUUCUAUUGACCUAACCCAAUGGCCAGACAUCCUACACCAGCGCUAGGAAGUAAUACAUAUAAAAAGGAAUGAAAUGACAGAUGUUUUAAUAUCAAUAUUUAUAAUACUAAAAGAAAGCCUUAAAGUCCAGCUUGACCAAAGGCCUUAAAGCUGUUAUAGUAUUACUGAAGGGUCUGUAGCAUUAUAUACACGGACAUAGCUUCCUGGCUGUGAAAAUGAAGCCAAUACUGAAGUGCCUUAAAACCUGCGUUCUCGCAGAAUGCAAAAACAAAACUUGAUAUCCUAUGAGGAAAAAACUUUUUUUUUUCUUUUUAGUUCCCGCUGGUAAAUGUGAUCAAAAAAUUUUAACACUAAAAUACAAUUAUUGAAAUUUACUGUUUUACAAAAACUUGAUCUACAUUUUAAAAUUUAUGCACAGACAGAACAUGUUCAGCCUAAUGUACCCUCUAUUAUAUCAAUCUAUGAAUCUAAUAAUGAGUGUUCUUUGAACUGACUAAAAUAUUAAUUAAGAAGCAAGUUUACAUUUUAUGUAUAACCAUCCUAAAACUACAUUCCUAUGUAGCGUGCCAGAGCUUUAUAUAUGGCCUCAGUACUGUCGACCCAUAGUCAAACCAACCCAAAUUGUUCAAUGGUCAGUGUUGGGGAGUAACAGAAUACAUGUAACGCCGUUAUGUAUUUAAAAAACAAAAUAUGAAUAACUGUAUUCCAUUACUGUUACCGUUUAAAAAGGUGAUAUUCAGAAUACAGUUACUCCGUGAAAUAAAUGGAUUACACGGUGGUCCUUUCCUGUUUUAUGUAUUAGGCUAUGCCCUCUUUUUGGUAUUUCCACGCUGGUGGAAAUCCAAACAAAACACAUGUUAAGAAGCUCUCGUGCUUGUGCCUCAAUCUCACGGCCCAUAUCGCCUGUAUUUGCGGCCUGCAUAAUGACGUGAAGAAUUUUUUUUUUUUAAAUUUUUUAAUAUGAAGGCAAUAUUAGCAGAGUGUUACAGCCAUAUCCCUAAAGAAUGUAGUCUGAUGGGCAGUGUAGUCCGUGUUGCAGAGACAAUGGACUGCCAUACCUGUUAAGUGUCUGAGUGUCGAGAGAGUAGAAAAGUACGAGUUGUCAUCAAGCAGAAACAGGAGAUGGAAGCAUGUAAAUAUAAUAAUAACCACUGCAGCCAAACAGAGUGCCU
Molecule: messenger RNA, 2299 nt
Organism: Haplochromis burtoni (Burton's mouthbrooder)
Lineage: Eukaryota; Metazoa; Chordata; Actinopteri; Cichliformes; Cichlidae
Exons: 5
Coding region: 42-776 (244 amino acids)
Biological process (GO): positive regulation of T cell proliferation; T cell costimulation; cell surface receptor signaling pathway
Cellular component (GO): external side of plasma membrane
Source: RefSeq, a predicted model, not a curated record